GCCAUGGAUGUCAGCUCUACAGUUCGUUGGUGCAGCUUACUGAUAAUGUUUGCUUUCUCGUCGCUGUGCACAUCUGAUUCUGAGAUAUUAAACCCGGGGUUUGGAGGAGAUAAGUUUAAGGUGGAAGGCCGAGCCGUCGUGCCUGGAGUGAGGCCCCAAGAGUGGGUGAGCAGGGCCCGGGUAUUGCUCGAUGGAGAAGAAUAUAUCGGCUUCUUGCGAACUGAUGGCAGCUUUGUGGUCCAUGAUGUUCCCCCUGGUUCUUAUGUAGUAGAAGUUGUAUCGCCAGCUUAUCGAUUUGAACCAAUCCGAGUGGAUAUCACAUCAAAGGGUAAAAUGAGGGCCAGAUAUGUAAAUCACAUCAAAACAUCAGAAGUAGUCCGGUUGCCAUACCCUCUCCAGAUGAAAUCUUCUGGUGCUCCAUCCUAUUUCAUCAAACGAGAGACCUGGGGAUGGACAGAUUUUCUUAUGAACCCAAUGGUGAUGAUGAUGGUUUUGCCGCUACUGAUCUUCGUGCUGCUUCCUAAAGUUGUAAACACUAGUGACCCAGAAAUGAGACGGGAAAUGGAGCAGUCAAUGAACAUGCUGAACUCCAACCCAGAGCUGCCUGAUGUGUCUGAAUUCAUGACAAGACUUUUUACUUCAAAAUCAUCCAGCAAGUCCAACAUUGGGGGAAAAGUGGGCAAAAGUGGCAUUAGCAAGAGGAGGUAGUGAUUUAAACCUCUGCUGGAUCAAUCCUCAAUCCAAUCAGUUAUAUAGACCUGUGAGAGUUU
This is a messenger RNA of Nanorana parkeri, 770 nucleotides long. RefSeq names its product ER membrane protein complex subunit 7 (gene EMC7). The coding region runs from base 4 to 708 and encodes 234 amino acids. The transcript is spliced from 6 exons. Gene Ontology annotation, molecular function: carbohydrate binding. Gene Ontology annotation, cellular component: EMC complex. Lineage: Eukaryota; Metazoa; Chordata; Amphibia; Anura; Dicroglossidae. The record is from RefSeq and is a predicted model, not a curated record.